GUGAAAGGUCACAGUAUGGCGGAUGUGGUUAUCAAAUUGGCCACACGAAGAAAGUCUUUAGCGACUCAUUAGUUUAUCUUAGGAUCUUAAAAGUGGAACAGUCUUUAUAUUUACAUAGUAAUAAGUUUAGAAUUUUUAAUUUGGAUUAUUAAAAUGGAAGAAGAUGACAAUCCAUAUGAAACACUGGGUGAGGUAUCGUCAAUGACUACGCAUAUGCUUGCCGGUGCUGCAGCUGGGAUCAUGGAGCACUCUGUGAUGUAUCCAGUAGAUUGCGUAAAGGUGGGUUUUCAUGGCAUUAUAUUACUUUACAAACCCCCCAAAAAAACUUAGGUGUACCAAACAAACAUUUAUUAGAUAAUAGGCGAUACUGUCAACAUGCCUACACAAGUUUUAACUCAUUCUCUCCGGAAUUAUUUUCCACGUUCUGACGGAUUUAUCUAUUUUGCCCUUUUGUUACGCACUACCAUGUUGUCUCUAAACCUUCAUAACUUUUUUGUUUUUCAUCAGAAAGUGCUAAGUUUGGUAUGGAAUUAAAGGGGAAUGCAUGCUCUUUACAGACAAUACAGACUUAGCUUUAAAUUUCAAUAAAAACAUGUGAUUUUGAUUUAUGGAAAAUAAAAAUUAAAAAAAUCUUACCAAAUUUUCGCUAAAUGCUCAUUCCAAGUCACACGAAGAGAAAUAUUUAAUCCAAAGUGUAACAAAAAUUUUUUUUUUCUGAACUAUAUCCAUAUGUGCAUCACAAAUAACAAAUAUCAACUUAUAAAAAAGAAAAUAUUAAACACUAGAGUAGAGCACAUUAUCCAUUGUCACCGUCACACAAAAAAUGUGCUGUAAAAAAUGUAACUAUUUCCACUGAGUCCACUGGAAACAAUUUGUUGCUAUUAUAAAAUAUUUGCACUGUAUUCUUGUAUGUACUAACAUUUAUUAUGGUAAAUGGAAAAUGUACCAUACAUUUUUCAUAUCUUUUCAUAUGGAUUUAGCUAUGGUAAGCCUAAAAAACAAUCCAUAAUAUGGAUGUGCACUUUAGCUAGGGGCUGGGCUGGUUGUUCAUCAGCUGAUGAAUUACCAAUUUCAUUAUUUCGUCACUACUACUACUAAUACUAGUGCUAGGAUUAUUGAUUCAACAGAAUCAGCCUCUGCAUUUCAUUUGAAAUCAUAAAAUCACUGUCUAAAUCAUCAUCAAAGUAAUAAUUUCAACCUUUAUUAGAUCGAUCACCAGAUGGGUCAGGACAAGAUUUCAUGCUUGUAAACAAAAAUAAAAUGGACAAUGUAAACAACCGCUUCAAACACUUCGUUCUAUGCAAAACUUCUUUCAAACACAGAAAAACCGGAUGCUUAAUUAAGGGAAAUCAUUCUAGAAUGAAUUGAUUUUAAAUAACUAAAAACCAAAGCUAAGUAAAAACCGAAAUACACAGGUUUUUAUACAUCGGCGAUCCCAUCGUCGAUUUGAACUGAAGAUUUUGGAGCAUGGAUCCGGAGAGAAAGAGUUAAGUAGUUUCUCAGGCCCUGUCAAGUUGACUGCACAGUCAAGUCUAUAACUACUCAACUUAUUUUUCUAAAAAAAACAGUCUUAUAAAUUUAUUAAAAGUGUUCCAGUAUCAGUUAUUACUAUUAGGCUUUAGGCUAUUAUUAGUUAAGCCUUUUUGGUAAAGAUUAGGUUAAUUGUAUGGGGUUUUCCAAGAGUUGUCUCACCCUACUAAGUUUAAGUGCAGUGAUAAUGGGGGAAUCUCAACACUCUCACUCACUCAAUACAGGUCUUGGGGUGAAUAGACCAAUCUACGCUGAGCACUAUUCACAGUUAUUGUUAAAGAAAUUUUUUGAAAUUAAAAGUGCCACUCGUUUUAUUAAAAUUCAUCUUACAAUUACAAGGUUCAAAAGAAAUUAAAAAAAGAAACUCAUCCUUGUUGAUACCCCAAGAUGAACACUGGUGAAAAAAGAAAUAAAGGCGCUAAAAGUGCUGUCUUUUAAUUGGUUGAAAAAAGAAGUACCCUUAUGACUUAAUGCUAUUCAGGCUAUUCUUAUUUUCAUUUCUAUCAUGUUGCCAUUUUAUGUAACAUUUCACCAUAAUUUUCUGUUGAGGGGAGAACCCUCUUUCGUUUUCAAUAGCAAAAAACAAAAUAAUUUUCUGGGGAGGGAAGACCCCUAACUAAAGUGACCAUUCUUACUGUUUUUACCAGUACAGUACUUGAAUUAGGACAUUAGAAUUUUUUCUGUUUAGUCUAUUUUUAAAAAGAAUGCCUCAUUCUGAGUGUAACCAUAAAUAAUUGUUUAUUGUUUGACACCCAAGGGGCUGAAAACUUUAAAUGUCCUGGAUAUAAAUUUGAAGAAAAAAAAAUGGUCACCUUUUGCUGAAACAAAGUACGGUAUUGCUAAUUAAUUACAAGACGUCUUACGCAAUAGGCUCAGUUUUAAUAAGAUAAAAUAAGAUUCUUUUGUUGAUCAAAACAAUUGGAAAUGUUCUUUUAUUACAUUGUACAUACACUAUACAUUUUCAGCACAUAAAUAAAUACAUAUUUUAUUUUAAUUAAAUUCCACAUUUUCCAAAUAUAACAAUUUCAAGUAAUCUAGUUGUGAAAAAAAUGUAGGCAGACACUAUUCAAUUGUUGCAGUAAACCUUACACCUAAUCCUGUGUUAAUGGCCACAGUAGAUAUGUAUUUUUAGAAUACACAGUACACAGUGGGGGGCCGUUACAAAUAUUGACACUCUAGAACAUACAGUAUUAAAAUAUAGUGCUCAGUAAGAAAACAAACAUCAACUAUAUGAAAAUGAGUAUGCAAAAGAAAUACACAUGCUACAGACCAUUAGCUGUCAGUCUCUUUGAUGAAACUGAGACAAGCAUGUUUUACGCUACAAAUAAUUCUUAACUAAAAUUCAUUAAGACUAAGAAACCUGCAUUUCUUCCAAUCCAUUUAACGGAUUCUAUUUUUUAAAUUUAAAUUACCAUGAGAUUAUACUUGAUUAAUUAAGAAUGGUUUUUAGUUUAUUUAUGUACUAGCGAGUACCCGGCAUGCAUUGCAAUGCCAAAUAACGAAAGAACGUGUUUGUGUUUUAAUUACGUUUUUUGGAGUACUUUUUAUAAAGACAAUAUUUCUUUGUUUUUACGUCUAGUGCGUACACAAAUAAAUUUGAAAGAUUUUAGGACAUGUGAGCAGGCCACAUACAGCUGUCCAUGUGAGAAGCAUGGAAAUUCAUAAUUUAGGACACACACUUUUAGCGAUCGAUCCACCCAUGCAAUAGCUCUGAUUGAUAUUAUAUUUAUAUAGCUCAUAUAAUUUAAAAAAAAACAAAUUUUUUGCAAACGGAAUACUGUAAAAUGGUUGUACUAAUUCAGAACCUUUGCAGGCCUGCGCAGAACAACUCACCUUGCAAUAGGACGAAUGGUACAGGAACGCAUGCGGAAAUUAUAUUUAAAUAGCUCAUUUUAGAAAAAAAAGAAUUUAGAGCCCCCCGCCCCAAACUGAAUAUGUUAAAAUUAUUGUAAUAAUUCGCGGGUGUGCGGACAACUCACCAAACUUUUAUUAUAUUGAUAAUGCUCAUUUAAGAAAAAAAACAAUUAAAGGCCCCGGGCACAAAACGAAACAUUGUUUGACACCCAUUUUAAUCUUAAAAUAUGGAGCAAUAUUUGUGUUUUCACAUAUGCCCAGUCUUGAUGCUAAAGAUCUAAUAAAUAGCCUCCAAAGACACAAACAGGUCAUAAUUUUUCACCUGCCCACAUGACACAUACUUCUUAAUUCCCACCGUAACUGUAUAAAACCAGAUAAAACACUGUUGUGCCGUCUCUGCAGAGAUCCAAAUGAGACAGUAACACAUCACCACUUUCACUGCCCAGCACGUCAAGACUUAGCCUAAACUACCGUCCAAAAACACCAGACUCCACAAACUCUCUAUAUACAAAAAAAAGAAAAGCUUGGAGUGGAGCGUUUUUAAGUUCUUCACCAUGGCAGGAGGCCAAAGGGCACACGCCCAAAUGGCCACUGGAUUUGAAUGAUGAUGAUGCUUCUGAAAAUAUGAAUCUAGGUUUUGAAUUAAACACGAUUAAUUUUAAAUUCUGCUUGCUUAGAUUUAGAUUUUAGAUUGAGCAAGAAAAUGGAGUAAUUAAUACAUAUUUGCAUUGUUAUAAAUUAUUACCUCUAGUGAGUAUUGAGAAAGCAAGCUACUGGUAUAAAAAAUAUUCUUUUGGGAAAACUAGAUGUAGCGUGUCCCAUUUUUAAUUGUUUAAAGUCAUCAAUAAAAUUAAAUUUUACCUCUCUCUGUUUUGUAAGACAGUCAACCUACCCUAACCUUUUUUUUACAUCAAUUCCCCCCCCCCCUCUACUAAUUUUCCUCUACUUGUACCCAUCCCCCUUACGUUCCGUCCUAGGCUAAAUGCUCAUUUCUAUGUCCUAUAUGUUGCGUGUUCCAUUUUUUAUUUUUUAAAGUCAUCAAUAAAAUUAAAAUUUUCCCCUCUCUGUUUUUUAAGACCGUCCACCUUCCCUAACCUUUUUUUUUCAUCAAUUCCCCCCCCCCCCUCUACUAAUUUUCCUCUACUUGUACCCAUCCCCCUUACGUUCCGUCCUAGGCUAAAUGCUCAUUUCUAUGUCCUAAAAUCUAAACUAUCCUGUGCCACCCAAACUACAAAUACCCUCUUACCCAUUCAAUCUGAUCUGUGAUAAUAGCUAUGUAAUAUCAAGAAAGUAACUUCUUUCUGUUUCAGACAAGAAUGCAAUGCCUUGUUCCUGAUCCUAAGGCUGACUAUCGAAGUGUUGUGGAUGCCCUAAACAAAAUUGUUCGGCACGAGGGAAUUAAAAAUACUGUCAGGGGAUUCAGUGCUAUGGCUCUUGGUGCAGGACCUGCUCAUGCUUUGUACUUUGCCUGUUAUGAAAAGGUCAAGCACAUUUUGAGUGGUGGGAAGCAAGGAAAUCAUUAUGCACAUUGUGAGUUUUUUGUGUGUGGUUUUUGAUGGUUAAGAAUCACCCAUAUAAAUCUCGUGGUUCAUAUCCCUCUUCCAACUUUCAUUUUGAUUUAAAAGCCUCUUUCUUUCUCUUGUUUUAUGUCUGAUUGUUCUCUUUUGAUAACUUGAAAGUAUUUUUACUCAGAAAGUCAUUGUCGUCUCAUCUUUAACUAGAACAAUGUUGCUUCAGCAUUGUAUUAAUGGGAAUAAGAUACUUCUGUGUGCUUAGUAUUCAGCAUUCUGUGGUUAUGUAGUUGUGUAUAAUCAUUUAUGCAACACUAAUAUUUAAUAUAUAUAUAAUGUAUAUUUUACAUUUUAUUCUCAGUUUGUGCAGGAAGCACUGCAACACUCUUUCAUGAUGCAAUCAUGAACCCAGCUGAUGGUAAGCAUUUUUCUCAUCUUAGUUUCUUUCUCAUUCUUGUAAAAUAAAAAUUUUGCUUUCUUAGAUACCUUUUUUUUUAGGGAUUCCAAUCUUAAUUAUUCUGGAUUUCACCUGCUUAAAGGUUUCUUUUUUUUCUCCAGUUGUUAAACAACGCAUGCAGAUGUAUGGUAGUCCCUAUCAUUCUACUUGGAUCUGUUUUAGAGACAUCUUGAGAUCAGAAGGUGUUAGGGCAUUCUACAGAAGUUAUACCACCCAGCUUACUAUGAACAUACCUUUCCAAUCUAUUCAGUUUAUAACCUAUGAAGUAAUGCAAGAUCUAUUGAAUAAAGAGCGCAACUAUGAUCCCACUUCUCACAUUGUUGCAGGGGCAUUGGCAGGUGCUGUAGCAGCCAGUGUAACAAUGCCAUUAGACGUUUGUAAAACACUUCUUAACACUCAAGAGCACUGUGCCAGAAAUCACUUAGCUUAUAUAAAUGGCAUGGCAUCUGCAUUUCGGACUAUAUAUGAAUUUUGUGGUGUGGCUGGAUUUUUUCGAGGACUUACUGCACGCGUUAUCUACCAGAUGCCAUCUACAGCGAUAUCAUGGUCUGUGUAUGAGUUCUUCAAAUACAUGAUUCAUAAAAGAAAACAGCAGUCAUCAGAAGACAUGUACAUAGGAUCCUCUGUUCGUAUAGCUGCCGCAACUGCCAGGUGAAUUGACCUAAACUUAGGAGUAUGUAAGUGUUCUAUUCUUAAGAUAAAAAAGAACCUAUACCAAUAUUUAAUCCCCAUUAUGUUCAUUAGUUUUGCUAAAUCAAUCACCACCCAUUUCUUUCCUAAACAAUUCUCAUAGGUUGUUCAUUUUCCUGUCUACUUGGGUCAAGUUUAAUAUCAAAGACUUUUAACACUCCUUUGCUUUAACUUUCAUCUAAUUAUUUAUAGGGGGGUGCCUUUAUUAAUUAAUAGUUUGAUUAUUUAUUUGACGCCCUAAAACUGCCAAAGUUAACAUAAAAAUUAUUCUUAUUGUGUGGUGUAUUUAUGUUUGAAAUAUUCUUUUUUGAAGAAACAGUCUCAAUCUAACACCAAUAAUACCAAUGCAAGUCAGCAAUGAGCAAAAUAAAAUAAAGGAGUUAAAUAAGUAAGUUGUCAGCUUUAUUUACAAUGCUGUUUAUGGUUGUUCUUUUUUAAAUUGUCACUUUUAUUUAUUUUUUUUAAAUUUCUGAAAUAGGAACUUAAGAUUUGUUCCUUUUUAAUUUGGUUGAAUUUUUGUUCUUGUGUAAUGAUAAUAUUUUCAGUACAGCAAAUAUUAGAGUAGGGAAAUGGAAUAGAUGAGAAGUUUUAAACUAGUGGUAAGGUACACAAAUUUUGAAAACAGCUGGAUUAAAUCAUUAUUAUUUUAUGGGUUACCAACUACUCCACUCUCAAAGCUAUGCUUGUAUCUUUUUAUUUCCUUUUUAUGUCAACAGAGUAAAUUUGCCACAUCUUCUUAACAUUAUAGAGCCAUAUUUAAACAUCUUAAAAGUCACCAUUUAUAUCUUAGUAGAACAAAUUAUGUAUUCCUGAUCAGCAGAUUAGAUAUGCAAAGACACCCUAGUAAUUUUAGAUAUGAUCUUACCUAGGGCAAUAUUAAGCAAGCAAUUAAUAGAAAGAAUUUCCUUUAAUGUUUUUAUUAUAAAAUCCCAAAAUAUUUCCUGUGUCUAUUAAUUUUUUCUACCUUGCCUCCACCAAAAGUCCAAGCAUAAAAUUUUUCAUUUCUUUUACAUUCUCAUUUAGAGUCAACCACCAUGUUUUCUUUUCAAGAAAUAAAAAAAGAACCUUAUUUAAUUUUUUAUGUUUUAUUUCAAGUGUGGAUAUUUAUUUCUUUAUAUACUAGAAUAGAAUACCCUGCAAUCAUAUGCUUCUUUUAACCCACGAACUGUGGUCGGCCGAAAAAAUCGUCGACUUUCUUGUUCUGUACUGUGGCAGCCGAUAAAAAACACUGUCCGAUAGCAACUUCAAAUCCAAUAUUUAAACGGAAUUAUAGCCACUUCCUUUUAUUAAUAGUAGUCCCAGUUUCUUAUAUAAAUGCAAAACUCUCUAAAAAGCUCCGCACCACAGAAUAAUACAUGCCACAGUUCGUGGGUUAACACCCAUAAACUAAAUCAUUGAAAGUGAGGCAACCAUAAUCCCUCAGAGAUGGGUAAACCCAUAUUGUAAAUUUCAAGUAGCUAAAAUCUUCUUACUUUAAAACUGUUUCACUCAUUCUUUUUUUGGACCACAAUGUCUGGCUUAUUUAUAUAACCAUAAUAAAUGGAAUCAAUUCAUCUAUUUUGAGCAUUUAGCCCAGUAGCUCAACAACUUUGAGAGACCUGCAUUGAGACAUACUGCUGAGUCACUAUAACUUAUCUACAUGUUUUAGAAGUGCCAUUUAGACCCUGUGUACUUUGACACACUUUUGUGUGUGCAAUGUGUGGUGAGGUUGCAGUUAUGCUGUACUGCAGGGUUUCCUAACCAGGGGUACUCACAUCUCCAAGGGGUGCAAGAUGGCGUUUGAGGGGUGUAGGAUUAAGUGAUUUUAAGAUUAGAAACACUGUUGACUUAAAAGUUUUCAAAUAAAUACUUAUUUAUUCUUUUAAUUUCUUCUUAAACAUUUUACUUUAAGGCAUUGGGUCACACGUAUAUUUUCGAACACCUUUAGUAAUUCUCAUAGUAAUUCAAUAAAAAUAAAUAAAUUAGGAGUCCCUUUGUUUCCAAUUUUUAAAUCGCAUUAUUACUUCUAUAAGGGAUGUGAAACUUAGUCAGACAAUUCAUAUAAGGUGUGAAAAUUAGUCAAACAUUGUGAAUGGGGUGCAGAAUAAAAGAAAGGUUGGGAAACACUGCUAUACUGACUAGAAAGGUUAUAGAAUCAAUUUAUUGUGAUGAAUCCAUUUUUAGAAACUUGAUGUUCAGAAAUAACUGAAAUGCAAUAUUUUAUAGGGAAGCUUUUGUUCAGUCAAAUCUAUAGCACUUUAUGUCUAAAAUCUAUAGACUGUUCUGACUACUGUUGUCCACAUUUAUCAUUUUAAUGUGAUUUUGAUUUUAGCUAUUAUAAAUCAGGGGUCCUCAUCCUUAUUGCUGUAAAGAACCUCAUUGAAGAAAUAUACUUAUAAAACUUUUACAUUCCAGGAAAGUCUCAAUGAUAGUGCAUUUUCAAAAUUUUGGCCAAUUCUUAAAUAAACAUCAGGGCUGUAUUUGGGAUACAUACACCGAGGACUUCUAACUUGUAACAAUUGUUUCUUACUGCAAAGCUCUUUGCCUAAUUAGUUCAGAUUCUCCAACUAAAAAUGCUAAUACAACUUUUUAUAUACUUUUAUGUGUGUUUGAUCUACAACAUGGGUGUCAUAAAUCUAUGGUGUGGCUGAAAAUCAAUUAAUUGAUGUUACAUUUACAUGUAUAAAAAUUUAUAUACCCAAAGGUGCCUGCUCAAGUUGGUUAAUGGAUGAAACAAAUAUAUUUAAAUAAAACAUUCCAUGACUUUCCAUAUUUAAAUUAUGAAUUAAAAAAAUAAUUAAAUUUAAUCUAAUAAUUUUACAAUAAAAAUGAUGAAAUAAGAAGGUAAUGAGCGAGCAAGGCACUGUUGAAAGAGAACUUGUAUUUUGUGUAGAAUUCACUUUUAAAAUGACCCAUUUCAGCUGUAUUUUCUUCUUUUUUCUUUGCUAUAUUAUGAAUUAAGAAGUUUAUUGAAAGUUGUUGAGUGCUAUUCAGAAUAUUUUUGUAAUUGAUGGAAAUUCAAAGCAUGCAACAAAAAAUAUGUCUUAUUAAUUAAUGCAGAUUUUAACUUUAAAGUUUUAUAAGGGCAUUUGUGUGAACUAUUCAUUUAUGAACAUGUAGAAUGGCAUAUUAUAGAUAUACCAGAAAAUACUAGAAAUUAAAAAUUAUUUGUUCAGAAUCCCUGUAAGAACUUUUGAAAGUAAAUUUAUGAAAUAGUUUAAAGAAUCUAAAUAUAGUUAAAUGUGUUACCCUGUAUAUAAAAAUUAAAGAUUUGUCUAUUGGUACUGACUACUUAAGCAUUCACUUUGUGAAAAAGCUGUGGAAGGCAAGUUGGCAAUGUUUUGGAAUUCCUGUUGUCAGACCAAGUAUAAUUCAAUCAAAUUUCUUGUAACCAGCGCUGAUCUUUAGCUUUUGGUAGACAUAAAAGACUUAAGAUAAAAGGGGUGUGGUUGGGGGGGGGGGGUUAAGGAUCUGAUGGAUUAGUAUGGAAUUACCAUAGCUUGAGGGUCUGUCUAAGGCUUAUAAUGUAAGUCUUUAGUUAUCUGGGUUGGACAUUUAAAAAAAAAAAUUCUGAACAUAUUUUUGACUAUGUUUAACCAUCCUAAUCCAUCACAUGCUCAUGUUGUGCAGAUGUUCAAAAGAUUGCUUUAUUUAAAACUCCUAUCAAUGUUUUAGAUUAGCUUGCUUACAAUCUUCUUUUGCGAGUGAUAAAUUAGUUUUAUCAAUUUGAAAUUAAUCAGCUUCUCCUUUUAACAAUAAGAAAUAUACACAGGGUAGAGAGAAACUGAGGUAGUCUUAAAAUUAUUAUUAUUUUUUAAAAUGUCAUAGAAAUGGUAGUGAUGUGACAAUUUGUUUCUGAUUUCAUUUCAGUACCCCAAGCAUUAGCAGAUAGCAUUACUCAAAGGCACAGCGCAGCAUACAACUUCAGUUACAGAGAAAUUCAACUUUAAAACAGAUCUAAUGAGUAUGCUUCACUGAAUUAAAAGAGGUCCAAGUGCUAUAAUCUGACAAAACCAAUGAAACUCUACUGCAGAUUUAAAAAAAAAAUCAUUUAUAAAUCAAUAUUAUAAAUCAACACAAUUGAGACAUCAUUUCAAAAUUAAUAAUGUAAGAUUAAUUGAAUUUUUGGUGGUCUUUGAAGGAUAUAAAUUAUAUUAAAAUCAAAUUUCCCCAACGAAUUUUAGUAUUAUUAACAACAGAGCUUUUAGAUUUUGAGCAUGAAAGACAGAUACGAUUAUUAUUCUAGCCUUAUUAAAAAAAUUUUCAUUGUAUAUAAAAUUACUUAUGUUGAGCAAGUGUCAUCUCUGUACAGAUUUUAGUCAGGAAAGUUUGAGAUAAGAAGAAUGAGUGUAAUGAAUUGUGUGAAUGUGGUGGAAAUUAUUUGAACACAACAAAUUUGAAAAUCAGAUCCUUAACAUUGAUUGAAAUGGCGCAAUUUUUAACUUGUUUGAUGCUGUAUAAAUUUAAAAAUUAGCCUUAGCCGCUGUUGGUCUUUCUUGACAUGAUGACUCUAGUGGUCUUACUCUCUGUAAAAUUGAUUGAUUGAAUGAACUGUUGUUUUUUUUUAGUCCAGUUACAAUUUUCCAAUGUCUGUGUACUGAUUGAUCUCAGUGAAUUUAACCGAUCAGCAAGUGGUCUGGUGUUUUAUUUGCAAUGUACUUAUUAUUUAGCAGAUACCUUCAGACAUACAGUGUAUGUGUGAGAUUUGUGAGAAAGGGGUCGGACUUUGCAGAUGUAAAUAAAGCAUGGUAGAUUUAAUACUGCCAAAUACUUAAAUUAAGUCAUUCACGAGGAAAGGGUCAUCCUUAUAUUAGGUAUGAACUGAAAAAAAGGGGGGG
Messenger RNA from Lymnaea stagnalis (great pond snail), 10859 nucleotides. The record is from the annotation of a GenBank genome assembly. Lineage: Eukaryota; Metazoa; Mollusca; Gastropoda; Lymnaeidae.